GGCGAUGCCCGGUGGCCAACAGUGGCUACUGCCACAGUCGCAAGCGCCCAUGGUUGCGCCACCGACUGUGCCGUCGGCUUCUCAAACUAGAUCUCAAGAACAGGCACCACCUCGACAGCCGUCUGCGGAAACAGCGAGGACGGCCGGGAAGCAACGGGACAGUUCACAAGACGAGGACUCGAUGCCUCUUGGCUCAGAUCCCGACGACGAAGAAAUGCUCGUCAGCACUCUCUGGAAGGCCAAGGCGAGAGGUAUCUCGCCGCGUAAGGCUCUGGAGAAGUUGCAUCUUGUUUAUAAUCAUACGGCACUUGAGUGGAAGGAUUACUGCCUUGAGAAUCUCGAGCGACUGUUGCCAAAGAUAUAUCCCCCUGAACAUCACAGUCGGAAAGGUGUCGCGACAUCUACUGUAUCUCAUUCUCGUCUGCCAUCAUCUGCCGUACGGCCUGAACAUAGCUCCUCAAAAGCAAGCACGCCAUCGACCCCCCUUCCUCGAACUUCGAAUUCGAACGCAAACAAUCACGGGACGGCCAAAGGCAUGCCUGCCCGUGCCGCUCCAGUGGCAAAUGUUCAGAAAGCUACGGCUCACCCCUCCCAGGGCAAGAGCCAAUCAUCGCAGCCACUAGCACGUACUUCGGCCUCUGCUACCCAGUCGAAGCCGCCCCUUCGGUACAGGAGAGGCUCGCCUGCACAAGUGGACCACGCUGGAUUAUUGAUUCCGCCAUCGUCCGGGCUCUUAGCCCCGGUAGCGCCGCGUGCGAAGGCAGACGAGAAAAGUUCCAAGUUCACUGACGAGGACAAGAUCUUCUUCAUUCACUUCCUGCGCUGGCGCCUCCGUCAGCCCGGAGCGAUUCCAUCUAAGAAGGACUUGUAUAAGGAUCUCGCAAAACAGACUGCACACCACGACGCGGAGGCCUGGAAAAAGCACUGGUAUGAGCAUCCGGAGUGCCCGGACAGGGAGUAUAUCAAAGCGCGCAAACGCGCCGAACAGUCGCAGCUGAGGGCCUCCUCACCAAGCUCCGGACCAGGCUACGCACGCAUAGGGGGUUCCAGCGACGAGGACGACGAGACAUCGCAGGAGAGCGAUGGUGAAGACGCAGCCGACAACGCUUCCGUGGUGAGCUAUUGUAACCCGAACGAAGAAGUUGCAGCCGAGCCUGUCGGCACCGUCCCCAAUACGAGACACACUUCCCGGGGGCGUCCUGUUACCUUGGAGGAAAUCCGUGCCAUGGCGCAGUUCAAGGCAGAGCGACGCGAUGUUUGGGAGCAGUAUACCUCCAAGCAGGAGCCCUGGAAGGAAUUUGCGGAGAGACCAGAGAAUAAACAUCGCACCCUAAAUGCGUGGUAUUGCGUGACGAGAGACCGCGGCGCGAUGCUGGACAGGUACUACCGGCAGUACUUGGCUGAAGCAGAAAGCAGCAAGAACCAGACCACGCCGCCUCAGCAGGACACUGACGAAGGCUCUACGUCUCCGAAGGUCGAGGUGGGGUCUCGGAGUCCAGAGCGUUCCGCAAAGCGUGGUUACCAGACCGAACCCCUCCUCUCCUCGCCUCGUAAGCGUAUCAAGCACGACGACGAGCGCAGAGUGUCAGAGCUUUUGGACUCCUUGGACUGAGACUUGUUCGCAAUUGUUAUACUAUCUGUACUUCGGGUCACGCGCUGUAUCGGUUCGUUUCGUCUCUUUGAUGGGUCUCUUGCGAAGUUACUGGGGUUUAGGAGGUCGGCUCAGCACACCCACGUUCAAUGUCCCGUGUAU
Messenger RNA from Dichomitus squalens LYAD-421 SS1, 1753 nucleotides. RefSeq lists its product as uncharacterized. The coding region runs from base 5 to 1612 and encodes 535 amino acids. The record is from RefSeq and is a predicted model, not a curated record. NCBI's taxonomy places the organism in Eukaryota, Fungi, Basidiomycota, Agaricomycetes, Polyporales, Polyporaceae. The transcript has 7 exons.